GAAGGAAGCUUGCGGACCCCUCCUGCGCUGGGACUUGUGCUCCCUGCGUCUUCACUCUCGCGCUCCGCCAGGCCUGUGGCUGCAGAGCUUUUUAAUCUUCCCCCAGCCCAGAAACCAGCUGCCCGGCCCGCAAAGAGCACAAGUCAACUGAGAGGAUGUGGAAGGUGCCAGUUCUGCUCUUGGUUCUGGGAAGCGCCUGGCUCUGGGUCCUGGCAGAAGGAGCCAGCACAUUAGGGCCAGAAGAUAACAUUAUGACUCCAGGUGUGGAAGACGGCAUGGUGACUCCAGGUGGCAGUGAAGACUCUGAGUCUACUGGCUCGCCAGCUCUGGUGCCAAGAAGUACAAAGAGUACAGGUGGAGAUUUCGAGGAUCGGUCAACUCUAGGCAACACAGUCCAUACCCCAGGAGAAAGCCAGAGCACCAGAACGCCAAGUGUGCUAACUGGUCACCCCACGGAGAAAACGGAUGGAAACACAAAGGCAACAGUUGAGAAAGAUGGUUUGUCGACAGUGACUCUGGUUGGAAUCGUAGUUGGGGUCUUAGUAGCCAUUGGAUUCGUUGGUGGGAUCAUCAUGGUGGUCGUGCGAAAAAUGUCGGGAAGGUUCUCGCCCUAAAGAGCCAAAGAACUGUGCCCUUCUGCCAACAUGUUUAAAAAGAGUUUCCGAUUCCCCCGUCCCUGGGCAUGUGGGAGAAGAUGACCCAUGGAAAUGCUUGGCCACCCCACUCAAAAUCCAUGGUGAUCCCUCCGCUUGCCAAAAGUAACCGAAAGACAGAGAAUUCGCAAGACUUUCUCCUCUAAGCACUUGUCUUUUGAAAAUUUUUUUAAAUAUAGCUUUUGUAAAAGAUGAUUUAAAAAACAAAAUGUAUAUAAAAUAGAGCAAAACUGUGUAAACUGAUUUGUAAUUAAGAUGGACAAUAUAAUUCAAUCAAUGUUAGCAACUGUUAUCAUGACUUCGUACUGACCAUUCUCUGUUAUUGUUAAAAUGCAAAAGAAUCUGAAAAUAUUUAUACCAAUGGAGUCUUUGGGUCUACUGCUGUGUCAGUAAAUGGCAUGAGCAUUUUGCAAUUUCUGAUCUGUUAAAAUGGCCACGUUGCGGUCUAGCUGGGUCUAUUUUGAAAGCCCGAUUGAGUGUGAAUAAUCAAGUAGAAAAUUUAAACUUGAUAAUAUGUUAUGAGCAACUGUCUUUCAUUGGUCCAGAUAAGUCAUUUCAAAGGCAUCCAUUUUAGAUCAUAAACAGGAAUCCAUACUUUGGAGAAGGUGUUUUGUUUCUCACAACAAGGCCACUGGGCAGCCCCUAGUCUUGCUUUUCCGCCUUCUCCAGCAAUGACUCGACAACUCAAAGGUUCGCUCCCACCUGCCCCCUCUGCUCCUUCAGAUGUGGGGGAACCAGAGCUAAGGGGGCAGCCUUUUCUCUUUCCUAUGACGCAAGUCCUUCCGAUUGGCUGCUUUGUUCUGAAAUAUGGAGAUCUCAGCCCUGGAUGCUGAGGAGGCUGCUGGAGGCCCAGUGGUGCCAGAGACCCAGAGUCCCAGAACCAUGAAGCAUGAUGUUCCCCGAACAGAAAGAAGCCCUGUGUGUGCCUCUGGCCUGGGGAAUGGAAGCUGCCAGGUUUCUAACUUUCAUUUGCUACCUCAGAGGAAAGACAUGGGGAAGCAAAAAUAAUGUUGUAAAAUAUUAAGUUUUAAAAAGCAGCUGGAUUUGAAGACUUGAUUUAAAAGUGAAAGAUAUCCCCAGUCUUCAUGAGACACCACAGAUUUCUGUGGGGUCAUAAUUGAAAAGCUCAGAAUAAAGGGGCCCAAGCCGCCAUUCUGUCUUGGCCCCAUCCAGCUCAGUACAUUUCUUCCCAUAGUCAGUUGAAGUCUUUUUCCUAAACAAAAAGUUUUUAUACUGAGCAGAUGCUCUGUCAUGAUUGUGGUUGUGCAAUUCUGACAUCCUCUAAACAUGUACGAGUUCAUAAAUCAGGAAAAAGUAAAUGAUCAGUUGGAAAACACAGCCCAUUCCUCCCAUUUUUUGCAGUAAUAUGUGGAUGUUAUUUGAAACAGUGUGCCCUUCUGCUGCCCAAAUGCAGCUGGUCCGCCAGCCCAGGGUCCAUAUUCGAACAUCGACUGAUUGAGAGAAGGGCUUUAGAAGAACUUUAGGAGCUUAAAUAUCCUUCCGUUUCAUCGCUCAGAUUCCUGAACAGGAGUUGGGAAUGCUGUCCAUUUCAUCUUUUUAUCCUUUCCUUUUUUCUCUCACUGUGAAAAAUAGCAGUCGACCCCAAGUCGUACACUGGACCCAUGACCUGCUGGGACAGGACUGUGGGUUUCUUGGUCACAUCUGUGUUGGUGCUCAAUGCAGUGUGGACAUGUUUUAAAAUAAAACAGAUGAUUGCGCGUAA
Messenger RNA from Equus caballus (horse), 2376 nucleotides. It is a transcript of the gene PDPN, whose product is annotated as podoplanin. Gene Ontology annotation, biological process: cell-cell adhesion; Rho protein signal transduction; regulation of myofibroblast contraction. NCBI's taxonomy places the organism in Eukaryota, Metazoa, Chordata, Mammalia, Perissodactyla, Equidae. The record is from RefSeq and is a predicted model, not a curated record. Gene Ontology annotation, molecular function: signaling receptor binding; chemokine binding; protein-folding chaperone binding. Gene Ontology annotation, cellular component: filopodium; apical plasma membrane; lamellipodium.